AUGGAUAACUUACUUCCAAUAAAUAAAAUAAAGUUUAUUGAUUAAUUAUCUAUAAUUUUUAGCUUUGGAUUUGUAAACUAAUAAAUAUCAUUACUUUUAUCAAGAUUAAAUAUUCCAAUAUAAUAAAAUCUUAUAUCUUUAAUUUCAAAAAUCAAAUUUAAAAAUUUUAAGUUGCUGAUUAAAUUAUCGAUUAAAUAUUUAAUUGUGAUAUAUUAUUUAUUCCAAUUUAUAAUGAUAGUGACUAGUACAUUUAUUUACUUAAGAUGUCUAUAUUUUUAGAUAUAACUAUUUUUGGAUAUAUAUAGUAAAAUGUGGACUCUUGCUCAGUUUAAAAAAUUAUAAAAUGUUGAUCCCACAUAUUCCAAAUGCUUGAAAAAAAUAACGGGAUUUGAGUAUACUCUCGCGCGAGAAAUAGUUAUUCAAGAAUAGCUAUAUGAAUAAUAAUAAAAAUCAUAUUAAUAAUUAAGUAAAAAAUUUGUUUUAUUAUUGUUUACAUUUUAAAUUUACAAUUGUAUAGACUCCGAAAUUGAAAUAUGUGUAAAUAAUUAAUAUUACAAUUUAUAAAAGUUUUAAACAGUUUUUAUCUUGAUUUUUUUUGUUUUGUAAACUUGA
This is a messenger RNA of Tetrahymena thermophila SB210, 612 nucleotides long. Its product is annotated as transmembrane protein, putative. The transcript has a single exon. Lineage: Eukaryota; Ciliophora; Oligohymenophorea; Hymenostomatida; Tetrahymenidae. The record is from RefSeq and is a predicted model, not a curated record.